CCGAGAAUAGGCGCCCCUAUAUGGAGAUCCCGUUUGGGCUCUCUAUGGCAGCUGACUGCCAUACUGUCCUUGCUUGUUUUUGUUUUGAUGCCUUCUCCCUCCUUUUCUUUCCUUUCGCUUGGCUUCUUCCCACAGGAUCCAUGGAAACAGAACCACCCAAAGCAACGUUUGACGACUACAUGGAUCGUCUCACCGCGCAGUCCCAGCAGUUGUCUCAACAGUUAAAUACUAUUCUGAAACAUCAACAGGAGAAUCCUACUUCAGACGACGAUGAGUCUUACACUACAGGGUCUCCACAGCGCGUAUAUCAACAAAACCGUCGAAGAGGAUCGAGUCUCGACUCAGAAGGUCGUCAAGAAUGGCGGGUUGCCAAACGGCGUCAGUAUCGGUCACACUCAGUGCCGUCCAUGCGAGCCCCCAUUUAUUACAGUCCGGAAGAAAGUAGAACGAGUUUGAGCGAAGCAUCCGGGACCGGUAGUGGGAGUCUGAGUGAUGAUGAGUCGGAUAGUGCGUCGCAAACGGAUGACUCACAGCGAAUGGUGGCUCGUCGAGGGAGUUGGGAUCCAAUGCAGCCAGCACCUUUUGAAGCUCGUAUUCAACACUAUGAACGACAUCCUCAUAUUCGUACUCAGUCGGGUCCAAGUUCGGCGGGUCCAGUGAUACAGCGGCAUUCCACCGUGAUUGGCUUCACUCAACCAGCCAUGAUGUAUGCUGAGCCUAUGCCGCCAGACAUACCCAUGGUGCACCCGCCUAUCCUGUUUGGUCCUCCCAUGGGAGUGCCACCCGAAUUCAUGGGCGGUGAUUCUGGCGUUAUGUCUUCGGCCAUGCUGGCGGAUGCUAUGCUGGACGUUGCUCCUCCUAUGGGUCCACCUGGACACGACAUGGGUCCGUUUCACGGUCCAGGCGAUAUGGAGCAUGACAUGGUUCAAUUUCAGCCACAGGAGCAUUAUCCGCCGCCGCAGGAACACUAUCCACCACAAGAGCACUAUCCGCCGCCGCAGGAACACUAUCCACCACAAGAGCACUAUCCGCCACCGCAGGAACAGUAUCCACCACAAGAGCACUAUCCGCCGCCGCAGGAACACUAUCCACCACAAGAGCGCUAUCCACCCUCUUCCGCUAUGGACCAUUAUCAACAAGGCGAUGCUAAAUCCCCACCAAAGCCACUACCUCGUCAUCAACGCAUGGUGGCGGCUAUCAAACAGCGUCUAGGUAGAGCGGCCGAGCAGCAAUCGAUUCGAUAUGGUGUGAUCAGUCAAAGAAUGUUUGAGCCGCCGCCGCCACCGCAGACAGAAGCCAAUGCUAGUGGACCGUCCCGACAAUCCUCCUUGGCACGAAGAAGAUCGGCACGGCAAAGUCAAGUGUAUACUGCCAAUCUCGACAGCCCCGAAGCUAUGCAAUGGUGUUUUCGUCGUCAACGGCGUCUAAAGUCUCUCCCAUGGGAGCCUUUUGACCCAAUCUACCAAUCGGCCAUAAAGGACGCAAGCAAUCAGAACAAACCAUGCGUCAUACAGGAUAGUCAUUUUUCACAAAUGGUCAAGGUGAUUCCUUCCGACGGAUAUGCCAUUUGUCGCAAAAUGCAUGGCCAUAUGCUGUAUGAUGUUGCGUUUCUUGAUCCCACCAAACAAUCCCGCACGGUUUUCUUCUGCAUACCUAUGCGUCGUCGUCGCAACCCUUCUCAUCUACAGUGAGUGGAUGUAUGCAUUUAUGUAUGUUAUAUCGUCUCGUUUUGCACCUACUUGUAUAGCAACACCCUACAGAAAUAUAUUUUUUUUCUUUAACCCAUCCAGUACUACAUUUUAAUGCGAGCACCAAUAAAUGCACGGCCAGCCAGUUUAUGUUGCUUCUACACAUUCACUUUAUUGCUUUUCCUUUAUAUUCUUUUUGAGCGAGGGUAUGAAAAACGCUUUUGAUGAGUUGUUAUAUUCAACAAUAAAUUUUUGCAAGAGAUAAAGGGAGUGAA
Molecule: messenger RNA, 1963 nt
Organism: Umbelopsis ramanniana AG
Lineage: Eukaryota; Fungi; Mucoromycota; Umbelopsidomycetes; Umbelopsidales; Umbelopsidaceae
Exons: 1
Coding region: 21-1691 (556 amino acids)
Source: RefSeq, a predicted model, not a curated record